GGUGCUCAGGAGGUUUAGAAUGAAUUAAUCAGAAAGGGUGUGGCUUGUCCAGGUAGCUUGAACUUGUCACAUCACAGUUUUUCAAGAGUUCACUGUGAUUGAAAACUUUGCUUUCUCUUUUACCACCAAAUAUGAGCCUGUAGGAAAACAAAAUGUGUGAAGGAAAAUGAAGAGAAAGCUUUAAAAGGGAUUAAUAGUUGAGAAUAUGACAUGAACAUGGGGAAGAUGAGAAUUUCAGUGAAAAAUAACUCAGGCAAAAUAAUAAAGUGUUCAUUUUCAGUUGUCAUUGUAACAAGUGAUGGAAAGGAAGUUGCAGGCCUAAUUUCUUGGUUGCAUGAGGAAAUGCUAUUAUUAGAGCCUUGAUAAAUAGAGAAAUGGAAGUUUGGGGGAAGAGGUUAAAUAAAUAGGAAAGAGAAGCUGAAAGAAAAGGUACUGAAUCUUCCAAUGUCAGGGAAAUUGGGGGAUAGAAAAAAUGCCAUCUGUACAGAGAGUUAUAAUGAAGCUAUUGUGUUGAUUGGUAAGUCUUUGGAGGAUUGUCCUCUGGAUGAAGAUGAAGAUGCAUUUCAGGGCCUGGGAGAGGAGGACGAAGAGAUUGAUCAAUUCAAUGAUGAUACAUUUGGGUCAGGUGCAGUUGAUGAUGAUUGGCAGGAAGCUCAUGAGCGCCUGGCUGAACUGGAAGAGAAGCCGCCUGCAGCAGUUAAUGAACAAACCGGCAAUGGAGAAAGGGAUGAGAUGGACUUGUUGGGUGACCAUGAGGAGAAUCUAGCAGAGAGGCUCAGUAAGAUGGUGAUUGAAAAUGAACUUGAAGACCCAGCUAUCAUGAGGGCGGUACAGACCAGGCCAGUGUUGGAACCCCAACCAGGAAGUCUCAAUUCCAGCAUCUGGGAUGGAUCUGAAGUUCUGAGGCGAAUCCGAGGACCACUGCUUGCUCAGGAAAUGCCUACAGUGUCUGUGUUAGAAUAUGCCUUGCCUCAGAGGCCCCCCCAGGGCCCAGAAGACGAUCGGGACCUUUCCGAGCGCGCAUUACCAAGGCGGUCCACCUCGCCUGUCAUUGGGAGUCCUCCUGUUAGAGCUGUCCCCAUAGGCACCCCACCUAAGCAGAUGGCUGUGCCCAGCUUCAACCAGCAGAUCCUGUGUCCAAAGCCUGUCCAUGUUCGGCCCCCAAUGCCGCCGCGGUAUCCUGCUCCCUAUGGUGAGAGGAUGUCUCCAAACCAGCUCUGCAGUGUCCCGAACUCCUCCCUGCUGGGCCACCCUUUUCCCCCUAGCGUCCCUCCUGUCCUCAGCCCCCUCCAGAGAGCACAGCUUCUUGGAGGAGCACAGCUACAGCCUGGACGGAUGUCUCCCAGCCAGUUUGCACGGGUCCCUGGAUUCGUGGGCAGCCCACUUGCCGCCAUGAAUCCCAAGCUGUUGCAAGGGCGAGUUGGGCAGAUGCUCCCCCCUGCGCCAGGCUUCCGCGCCUUCUUCAGUGCCCCACCCCCUGCUACACCGCCACCUCCACAGCAGCACCCCCCUGGCCCAGGACCCCACCUGCAGCAUCUAAGAUCGCAGACCCCAGUGUUUAGACCAGAUACAACCCAUCUUCAUCCACAGCACCGUCGACUCUUGCAUCAGAGGCAGCAACAGAAUAGAAAUCAGCAUCGGACUCUCAACGGUGCAGGAGACAGAGGGAGUCACCGGAGCAGUCAUCAGGAUCAUAUCCGGAAGGACCCGUAUGCCAACCUCAUGCUGCAGCGAGAGAAAGACUGGGUCUCUAAGAUUCAGAUGAUGCAGCUGCAGAGCACUGACCCCUACCUGGACGACUUCUACUACCAGAAUUACUUUGAAAAACUGGAGAAGCUGUCAGCUGCUGAAGAAGUGCACGGUGACGGCCCAAGAAAGGAGCGCACCAAGCUCAUCACGCCCCAGGUGGCCAGGCUGGAGCACACCUACAAGCCAGUGCAGUUUGAGGGCUCUUUGGGAAAGCUCACUGUCUCUAGUGUGAAUAAUCCCCGAAAAAUGAUUGAUGCUGUUGUGACGUCUCGGAGUGAGGAUGAUGAGACAAAAGAAAAACAGGUUCGGGACAAAAGACGAAAAACCCUGUUCAUAAUUGAGAAAACCUACAGUUUACUGCUUGAUGUGGAGGAUUACGAAAGGCGUUACCUCCUAAGUCUGGAAGAAGAGCGACCUGCCCUGAUGGAUGAAAGAAAGCACAAAAUUUGUUGCAUGUAUGACAACUUAAGGGGGAAAUUGCCUGGACAGGAGAGCCCGAGUGACGACCACUUUGUGCAGAUCAUGUGCAUCCGAAAGGGGAAGAGGAUGGUGGCCCGGGUCCUGCCUUUCCUCUCCACAGAGCAAGCAGCUGACAUUCUCAUGACAACAGCCAGGAACCUGCCUUUCCUCAUCAAGAAGGAUGCGCAGGAUGAGGUGCUGCCGUGCCUAUUGAGUCCCUUCUCUCUCCUCCUCUACCAUCUUCCACCAGUGACCGUCACCAGCCUUCUGCAGCAGCUGAUGAACCUACCUCAGAGUGCAGCGGCCCCAGCUCUGUCCAACCCGCACCUCUCUGCCGUGCUCCAGAACAAGUUUGGCCUGUCCCUGCUCCUCCUCGUCCUGAGCCGCGGGGAAGACCUACAGAGCUCAGACACCGCUUCAGAGUCGACGCAAAGCAACCCGUGGACGGAGGUGAUGUUCGUGGCAACCCGAGAACUUUUGCGGAUUCCCCAGACGGGCCUGGCCAAGCCAAUCUCUAUACCCACAAACCUAGUAUCCCUCUUUUCUCGUUACGUUGACCGACAGAAACUGAACUUGCUGGAGACAAAACUGCAGCUAGUUCAGGGGAUACGGUAAAGGCCUCCACGCGCGUCCUGUGCCUCCUCUUGGCUGCCUCCCGCUCUGCUGCCAUCGCCAAUGGAGUGUUGUUUUAAAUGAGGGAGGGAAGGUAGCUCACUCCCCAGAGCGUCUGGUGGGACCGAGUCCAUUCACAGGGGCUGUCUCUGAAUGCCAGGUACUGCCCACUGCUCUGUGAAACGUGGCUGGGUUCACACUUCGGCUGGUUUCUUACCUUCUGUGUGACAGUCCUGCAUGUCCCACGUUACUCGAGUCUUCUCCAUCCUGCCUUUUCUUUGCCCUUGAGACACAAACAUAACCUCUCCCUUCAUCCCCCCACCACCGCUCCAACUCAGAGUAGGUUGUAGCCUGCCACAGAAUUCCUUCCCUCAUCGCCCCUUAUUUCUAUGACUGUAGGAGAGCUGAUGAAGUAGAGAUAUAAAUAUAUACGCGCACACACACACCCCGACACGUAUGUUUAUGUGGUCUCCAGAGGGCCCUUAAAGAACGAGUUUAGACUGAGAAAUUUAGUUGGCACACCAUCCCUUCUCUAACCACAACCCAGCUGGUGUGUUUUUCAUCUGUCCCUCGUCCGUCCUCUGCUGAUGUGAUGGUUCUACCUGUUCUAAUAAAAUGUAGGGUAUGCAGCGCGUAAUCAGCUCAGCGCGCUCAGUGGCCGGUACCCAGCCCUCAGCUGAGCCGUUCUUGUCUGCUCCCCGCUCGGGUUUCCUUCGGUCCUGUGCGCCGCAGUGGAAGCGGCACACGGUUAGGCUUGGUCCCGCUCCGGCCGCGGGUGCUUGAGCCCGCGCCUUCAGGUGCGCGGAGGCUUGCGGGAGCGCGGGCCUGGAGCCUGCUUCCACCGCGCAGCUUCAGCGCACUCGCUCUGUCUUCCUGAGACCACUGCAGUAAGCCAUGCUCUGACGUCCCCUUCCCUGUCUGUACUUGGUGUCCUGGGGGGGACCUCCGCACCUCCCCACGGGAGCGCAGGCCGCCGCUCCGCCCCUUGGUCCCUCGGCUCGGCAGGCGGAAGUGCUGCCCUAGCCCCUUGGUCUCGCCUGCAGCCAGGGCCUGGGUCUGUGUCCAUGUGGGGGGGUGGGGGGGUCCGCCUGUGGCCCCGUCACCACCCUCUACCGCUCCGCAGUCACCCAGAUGAGGGCCUGGGUCCCUGGUGAUGCCAGCCCUCAACAGACAGCAUCUGAUUGAUCUCACCCGCCUGUCCUGAGCACACCUCGCUGCUCUCACCUUUCUGAAUGUAGUGGGGAGGGGGGCAGGUUCCGGUAUUUAAUACCCAAAUGAACAUUUUGCACAUAAAUGUAUUGUACAGCAGUGAGGCCCUCCGCUCCAACCGGCUGUCUUAUUCUCCGCCUGUACUUCUCCCCACUGUGCCCCGUGCGCCCCCUCCUCCCCUCUGCCAUCACCCCCUGCCUUCCCUUCACAGCCGAUCAAGUGAAGGCUCAAUGAUUAUCUCUUCUCUUCUGUGCUUUUAUCUUUUUUGUUUGGUUUUAAUUAAUUAAAAAGUUUCUAAAUUUACAUUUUU
Messenger RNA from Budorcas taxicolor (takin), 4339 nucleotides. RefSeq names its product PAT1 homolog 1, processing body mRNA decay factor (gene PATL1). Lineage: Eukaryota; Metazoa; Chordata; Mammalia; Artiodactyla; Bovidae. Gene Ontology annotation, biological process: P-body assembly; deadenylation-dependent decapping of nuclear-transcribed mRNA. Gene Ontology annotation, cellular component: P-body. The transcript is spliced from 19 exons. Bases 445 to 2823 code for a protein of 792 amino acids. Gene Ontology annotation, molecular function: RNA binding. The record is from RefSeq and is a predicted model, not a curated record.